Molecule: messenger RNA, 5899 nt
Organism: Cheilinus undulatus (humphead wrasse)
Lineage: Eukaryota; Metazoa; Chordata; Actinopteri; Labriformes; Labridae
Gene: mmrn2a
Product: multimerin 2a
Exons: 11
Coding region: 11-3097 (1028 amino acids)
Molecular function (GO): protein binding
Source: RefSeq, a predicted model, not a curated record
GGGAGCAGACAUGGCAGCAGUGGGAGAGCUGGUGCUGGUACUGGGCUUACUGGUGAGCGCUAACUGUGAGGUGAGGGCGCGAGACCCCGAGGUGGAGGAGGAGGAGGAGUUUGGAGGAAGAGUAGCACCGGGGGGAGGGGGAGGAGUGUUCCCCCCUCACCUCGCGGGGUUGACCCCUGGGGCGACAGAGACACCCCCUCAGGGAGAGGGAGGAAACUACCCAGCCAGGACGGGUAAUUGGUGUGCAUUCGUGCAGAAGCGUGUGGUUACCACGGCGAUAGCGUGUGGGUCAGAGGAGUACACAGUCAAGUCUCAAAGCCCCUGUCCAAGUGGGACGCCCGACUGUCAGCUGGUCAUGUACAAGCUGUCCACCCGGCCGGUCUACAGGCAGAAGCAUCGGAUCAUCACUGCUCUCCUGUGGCGCUGCUGUCCAGGACAUGGAGGACACAACUGUGAGGACACAGUGUUUGGCACAGAGCUGAAAUCUGAAAACUCGGAUCAGGCUGAAGGACCUGAAGUACAGAAAACAGAGUUCCACACCUCAGGUGUUAAGGAGAAGCUCCAGCUGCAGCGUGUUGACCCAGACCGUGAGCAGAAUGACCACCAGACCUCUGGCUACACAGACGACCAGCACAACAGCACACGUCCUGCUCAGACCCAAGGCACUGCCCACAACCCCCAUCCUGCAUCACAUCAAGCUGCAGACUCUUAUGACCAUCACCAUCAACACCAUUCCCAACAUCCUCACUAUCCUCAGCCCCAGCACCUGUCUAACGCCCCUGCUGCCCUCCCUGCCCCCCACAUGAUGGCUCUGGUCAUGUCCCAGCUUCAGCCAGUCCUGGAGGGCUUUAAUCGCUCCCUGGAGCACCUGAGCCGACAGGUGGGGGACCUGGCCCGCGACGUGGCCCAGCUGAAGAGCAACCAGCUUGGGGCUGGGCUACAGGCGCAGCCGCCAGAUGUCUCAGAGCUGGAUGAAGCAGCGGAGGAGCGCCUGAAUACCAGACUGGAUGAAACGCUUCAGCAGAUCAGUGAGGUCAGGAGGCAGGUGGAGAGACAGAGGAUCGACAUGGAGAACAGGCUGCAUUCCCAGCAUGCAAUGCUGCACUACAACCUCACAAGCUUCAAGACAGACAUUGACAUGAAGCUGAAACGCCACCAGAAGAUGCUGCAGAUCAACCUGCAGGCCAUGAACAACACGCUGGCUGAGCUGAAGAUGGAUCAGGAUCAGGCCCCUGAGGAUCUGCCGGAGGAUCACUCUCCUCCUCCAGUCCUGCCUACACCCCAUCCUCUGCAGCCCGCAGACACCUCAGCGCUGUGGGUGGCCAUCGAGCGGCUGGACAACAUGGUGGUCAACAACACUGUGAAAGUGGAUGGGCUGAUGGAGGACCUAGAGGUGACCUCAGGGAGUGUGCAGCAGCUGAGGCGAGACUUGAAGGAUCUAGGGAAGCAGAUCAACCAAACAGCCCGGACCAGUCAGAUGCAGUUCAUGGAGACAGGCUUGGAGGUGGAGGCGGCGAGGGAGGUGGUGCUGAGACGGGUCGGUGAGCUUGCAGGGAACCUGAGUCUGCAGGAUGUGAGGCUGCAGGAGCUGGAUCAGGACUUGGAAUAUUUGUGGAACCACUUCCACAGACAUAACUCAUCUGUAGACCAUGACUGCAAGAGCCUGAAGGCCGCCAUGGCUAAACUGGAGAAGAGCGUCGCCAGUGUGACAGAGCUGGCAAAUGAGAACAAAUUAGCCCUGGACGAAAGCAACGAGGGAGGGGCGGGGCAGUGGGAAGGGACCAGCGACUGGGAGCCGGCAGUAGGGACUCUCCAACAAGGUCUCCAGCAGGUGAAGGAGACUCUGACCUCGGAGCAGAGCAGGACCAGUGCUCUGGAGCAUAGCCUGUCCCAGCUGAGCAGCUCGUUGACGAUUGGUCUAGCAGAGAUCUCAGGCCUGAAGGCGAUCGACAAGAGGCUGGUGGAGGAUAUGAAACGCCUGGACGGCUCCUUCAAAUCUCUGCUGAAAGACGCCAUCAGACACAGCGACGUGCUGGAGCUGCUGCUGGGGGAGGACGUGCUGGAGUUCCUGGAGUGGCCCAUCCAGGACCAGGAUGCUCACUCCAUUCCAGCCCUGAAGGUUCAGCUGAGCCACCUGCAGGAGCAACUGAGAGAACAAAACCAGAGCAUUACCUCUCUGCUGGGGAACAGGCCAGAAGGCAGAGAAGAGGCACCAUCUGCUGAUCAGCCCCCCUCCUCCUCCCACCCUGAAGAUUGGCCCCCUGCAAUCAGCAGCAGUGGAGUCCCAACUAGAGAGCGACAGCUCCUCCAGAGGAGGCAUCCUGAGCUCGGAGGAGACGGCAGCGAUCUGUGGAACCUGGAGAAAACCGUGGAAGAGCUAGGGAGGAAGGUGCACCACCUGGAGGAGAAACACCGCAACAACAGUGUAGAGAGAACAGCGCAUCCCAGUGGUGUGGAGGCCAAACUGCAGGCAGAGGUGCUGUGGCUGAAAAGAGGAUUGGAGGAUCAUUUGAGAGUGUUCAAGAACGUCUUCAGUAACGCUCAUGUGCUUAUGAGCUCUGAUGCCACGCUGCAGCUGGACAAACUGUGGCAGCUGGUGAAGAACAGAGAGAGGAAGAAGGAGAAGAAGACAGGAGAAAGGAGGGAGAGUGGAGGAAGAGGAGGAAACCAGCGGAGCAGGAGGGAGGCAUCAGGUGUUGUCCCCACCAUGUACAGCCAAUCAGACGACCCUCUGCCGCUUGUGGCUGGAUCUCCACGGAGCGUCUCAAACGGAGUCAUCUUGUUAGACGCCUCACUGAACCGUGGUCAGCUGUACUCUGACACCGGUACUUUCACUGCUCCAGUGAAUGGGAUCUAUCUGUUCGUCCUCACUCUGGACCUGAGGCCAGGCCCCGCCCACGUGGUCCUGAAGAGGGGGUCAGGAGGAGCUCCAGUGUCUCUACAUCAACAGGAGGUGACGGAGACGGGGCCUGUCACAGGAGUAAGUCUCUUGGUGCUGAGUGAGGGGGAGGAGGUGAGGCUGGAACUGAACGGAGGAGGGUGGAAGGAGUCAGAGGACAAUGUGUUCACCACACUGCUGAUCCACCGGACCACCUGAGGGCGCUGUGGACCAAUCAGCUCAACAGAGACCCUGAUCAGAGACUCUGGGAGGGGCCAAAUCAGAGACCACAGAGAGACUUUUUUUUAAAUGAAAGUUUAACUUAAGUUUGUGGAGGUUUGUUCCAGUGCACCUUUGGAGUCAUGAAAUUAAAACAUAAAACACUUUACAUCAUGCUUCUAUUUGAAUAUUUACCUCCUAAAAUAUUCUGGACAAAAAUCUUAGCAGACUUCCAAAUCAUCCAACUGAAUGAUAUUUUUUCAAAUGUUAAAUAUUCAUGUUAUUUUUUCAAUUUUCCCUCAUGUAAAAGGGCAUGUUAGGCUCCUGUUAGCCUAGCCUAGCUUAGCAUAAGUAGGAUGAAGACGAAACAACUCACCUGUCUCUGAGUUUAGGCCCGAUAUGUGACGUUUUGAAAAUCAACACAGAAAACAUAAAAAAUACACCAUGUAAAUACGAUGUGGAGUAUUCACUUCCUUAAAAGACAGUACAGUCUAACUCCCCUUGGGUUUGUUGCUCUCAGCUCAGUGUUUACACUGAUGGUGUCCUUCAGUUUGUUUAUAUUUCACUCAAAGGUCAAUCAUCUUUCAUGCUUUAUGAGUGCCUGAGCACUGACCUCUGAUUCACGUUUUAACUAACUACUCCAUGGGAUUUCACCAGAAUGUCUCCAGAUUUUUUUGGUUCAUUCUAGAUAUGAAUGAGAUUUAAAGUUGUGCAAGCAAUGAGUUUUCGCCAUAGGGCCGGGGGGUUGACCAAUCUUUUAAAAAUGUUUUUUUGCAAUGUUUCUAUACAGAUGACUCAAUAGCUUUUCAGUGCUUUUGUCAAUCAGCACCAAAUUUCACAGGGAUAAUCACAUAUUCAACCUGAGUAGAUUGAUGCCCCUGAUUUUUUUUUCUGUGUGGCAACAGAAAUUUCAUCCUUUUUUUUUUCUCCUACAGAACAUUAAAACAUACAGUCCCUGCUCUGCUUAAGGACUAGACCAGUGAUUUUUAGCAUGUGUACUAGGGAUGCACAAUAUUAUGAGCCUGAUAUCGGUGUCGGCAGAUAGGAAAUUUCUGCCAAUAUUUACCUUAAAUAUUUUGGUCAUGAAUAUCGGCAUAUAUCAACUGUAAACUUUGGCCAUAAAUACUAAUAAAUUAGUGGAUUUUUGGGCUAGGCCAACAGAUCUAUGUAAGUAGAGAUUACUUUUCUUUAUUCAUCCUCAUUCUUUAAACUUUAAAGUCGUUUUAAGAAAAAAAGUUUCUUAGUUCAUCUUCAAACCUUAAACUGUGUUCAAAGGACUGAAUUUUUAGUUAAAUAAAGCUUUUUUAAAUAUAAGUAUUGGCUAAAUUGAAUCUGUAAAUAUCGGCAUAUUGGAUAUCGUUAAAUUUAAAAUUGUGCAUCCCUAAUGCGUACACAACAUGCCCACACCCACACAACAGCCUCUUAGACCCAUACCAGGAUAACAGAAACAGGAAGUCAGCCAGCUUCACCUCAAUUUUAAAAUAAUGCCUUUUUGAAUCUUAUUUACUGAAUCCUGUGUAACUUUGGGUAACAUUAUUAUAUGUUCUUCAAAACUUUAAUUUAGUAUAACAAUGAACACACCAAUAUGCAAACAUCUCAUCAUGGCACCCUCUGUUGCCAACAGGAAGUGACACAUGAAGGUCAUUUGUUUAUCCCUCUUACGGCACUGAACCCACACUCAGAUUUUGAACUGAAGUCCUAAUUAAUUGUCACCAACACUGACAUGUUUAAAUCUUCACUGGUGAUGGUGAGCAUUUCAAUAUCUUGCCAGUGUCAUCGGAAGUAGACAUAACUUUGGCAUGAAACAUCUAAUUUCAUUCAAAUUUCAAAUGUAUGAUCGAGGUCUGACCCUCUACACAUCCAGAGGUUAAUUUUAUUGUUUUGCUGUAGUGCCCCCUACUGGCAACAAGGCGUGACACAAUUAGUCUAUUUCUGUAUUCCUAUUACUGAACUGAACUUAUCAAGCUCAGAUUUUGGUAGAAGGCCUCCAUAUUUGUCCACAACAUUGACACGUCUUAUUAAAUGAAGCCUCACUGGUGAUAGCGAGCAUUUAGAUAUCUCGCUAAUUUCACAGGAAGUUGGCCUAAUUCUGAUUAAAAAACAUCUGAUUUGCUUUAAAUUUAUCAUGACUGAUCAGUAUCUGCCCAUCUACAUAUUUAAAUGUUUAUUUGGGUGGAGGUCUGUUGGUGGAUGUGCCAGGUAGGGGGCAGGUAUUAAAAUGCCUGGGUAGGCUUAUUUUACAUUUUGUUGGUCAGUAGGCUCUCACAAACAUAACUGCAAAACUACAAAAAGGGAGUUUUUUUUUCAUGACACCCCCCUUUAAAGUUCAAAAAAAGGAAAAAAUGAUGUAGUAAAGUUUGGAUUUUAGACCUUCAGGGUUCCAAAGUUGCAAUGCAAAAAUAUAAUUGUCUUGUGAUAUAUCAAUAAUUUGACCUCCAAAUAUGACUGAGGUCUACUUUGUAUCCUGACUUGUGAAGGGUGUGAAGUGUUAGCUGCAGCUCUAUGGAGGCCACACCAUCGUCUCUGGUGUUUGAGCAGGAUUAAAGAUGUAGAGGAUGUUGAUCUCAAUUUCAUUAAAGUGCGUUUUAAGGGAAUUUUGUACCAGAUGUGAAGAAAAUAGUCCGAUGUCAAAUCAGCAGUUAUUUUUGGUAUUUGUAAAGUUUUGAUAUAGUUACAUGAGCCCUCACAGAGCAGUUAGUAUUUCUAUAAAGGAGCCAAGCUGUUUGUCGUAAACAUAGUGAUGGAUGUUUUUAUAAAGUUUUAUCUGAACUGUCACCAGCCUGUAACUUAAUAAAGUUCUAU